AGGUCCCAAGGGUGUGUGGACUAUGGAAGAAAAGGGCGAGUCACCUCACUUCGAUACCACAUUUGAAGAUGCCCGCCCCAGUUUGACUCACAUGGCCCUCCUGGGACUGCAACGGGCAGGAUACCUGAAAUACCUCAUCAGCCAGAAUGUCGACGGGCUGCAUGUUCGCUCAGGCUUCCCCAGGGAUAAACUAUCAGAGCUUCAUGGAAACAUGUUUGUGGAGGAAUGCGAGAAGUGUGGCAGGCAGUACGUGAGGGAGAAGGUGAUCGGUGUGAUGGGGCUGAAACCGACAGGACGUUACUGCGAGGUGGUGCGGUCCAGAGGGCUGAGGGCCUGCAGAGGAAAGCUGAUCAGCACCAUAYUGGAUUGGGAGGAUGCUCUGCCUGACAGAGACCUGAACAGAGCAGAUGAUGCAAGCAGACGAGCAGACCUGGCACUGACUCUGGGCACGUCCAUGCAGAUCAAACCCAGUGGGGACCUCCCACUCCUCACAAAGCGCAAAGGAGGGAAAGUGGUUAUAGUCAACUUGCAACCAACCAAACAUGACAAACACGCCCACCUGCGUAUCAACGGUUACGUGGACGAUGUCAUGAAGCAGCUGAUGGAGCUGCUGGGUUUAGACAUCCCAAAGUGGGAGGGACCCACCGUCUGCGAGAGCUCCACUUUCUCGCCCGAGACCACCGCUGACGCCAAGCCUCCUCGCGGCGUUUCUGCAAAGGACAAAAUGCAAAAGGACAAAAUCAAGGAGGAGAGGAAAAGGGAAGCAACGCAGCCGACGGAGGACGCCGGYGUGAAAGACGAGACGAUUUCAGUAAAGCGAGAGCGAGCAGAUUUUUCCGCGGAGACAGACGAAAAGGAAUAACCUCUGGAUAUUUUGUUGUUGUUGUUCCUCAGGACUCRUCAAAACCACAAACACAAACCCGUCCAGAGGCUUACUCAUGAGCUGAAAGUUUGAUCAACUUCAGAAAUAACAUAUAUUUUUUUUAAAACGAUGAAACCUUUCAGACACCAUCUGACUCAGGCUCUCAUAAAGCCUCACUAAUUCAUGCUUGUUUGGAAGCGUUUCUCCUAAUAGGAACACCGCUGAAAGCACACACGCUGAUGUAAAACGUUUCGGGGAAUAUUUUGUAUUUUGUACUUCAUCCAGCUCCGAGCCUCGUUUCUCCGGGAGAACAAGUCUUAACGGGACAGCACAACGAGACGAGAUCUGGAGCAUGUCGUUGUAGAUAAAGUUUUUAAUAAGGUGUGUAAGUUUGCUGCACCUUAUUAAUAUUUAUAGCAUGCGCUCCAGAUCUUGUCCCUGCAGAUCUCGCCUUUUAAGUCUCCUUGGUUUGAUACAUUAUGAAAAGGAAUAUCAAGUGAGCUGCUUCUUCAAGUCUGGCUGACUAGUAGCUGCAGUGCAAACAUGCAGUGGGGGCGCGAGGUGAGGCGAGGCGGGYUGGGGAUUUUAGGUCAUGUCGGAUUUUCGAACCAUGAUUGAAUCGUAAUCAUGCUGUGUGUGUUUCUAGGAACGAGGUCUUGGAGGUCGAACUCUCGAAGACGAUGUUACUUUAAAGAUUGAUUGUUGUUUUUACACUCUUGGCUGUAUACCUGUAAAAACAUUUAGGGAGUAAAAAUCAGAAACUUUGCGUAAAAACCGCCUCAUCUCUUGUGUACCGUCUCGGUCAGUUUAGCGAGAGACGGAACUCGCUCUCUCUCAUCUGAAAUUGUUUUUCAGGUAAAAAAUAAAAUGGAUUCAAACUUCUCCAGACUUACUUCCUGCUCCAGGGAUAAUUUAUUGACAACUUUUCCAUCUUCGAUUGAAAUGUAAAUUAUUAAAUUAUCUCUGCAGCAAGGAGUCUGUGCAGCCAUUUAUCUACCGCAAUUUGAAAGAAAUUGAGACUCUGUGUUGCUCUUUGUAUACGUCUCCUAAAAACCCAGAGGCCCGUAUCUUCCCUCACUGUGCUGGAAAUCUAUAAUAAUCAAACCUAUUAGAGAGAUUGGAGACUACCAUCACUUUUUUUUAUUAUUUCAUCCUAUAUUUCUUUUCUUAUUUAAUCCUUUCAGGGUUGUAAUUGAACUGCUGCCUAUCUUCAGUAGUCGAUCAAACGGUGUUUUCAGGUUUGUAAGCGUCUCCUUUUUCCCUCCAAACGUAUCMAUGGCCUUUAUGGUCAAACGGUUAAAUUAGAGUUUUGUCUGACCACGCCUKUGCAUUUGUAAACCGUAAUCUAGCUUUUUGCGUAUUUUUAGUGGUGUACAUUCUGAGCAUCGACUUCCCAUGAUUAUCUUCACUUUUCAGCUCUGUGGGAAUCACAUURCUGACAAUCGUCUGUGUGGUGAAGCGAGCCAACAUUUCUAUGUUUUUGCGGAUUUUUCUCACAAAGUGAAACAAAGACGGAUUUCCGGUCACAAAGUUCCCCAAGAUCUGAUUUUGAAUUGUUUUUUGUUUGUUGUUUUGCUAAAUUGCUCAUUGAAGACACAAAACUGGCUCAUCCUUUGGGUUUCAGCACCUUUUUUUAUUCAUAAUGCUCAAAGAAAAACAAUGUAUCUUCAGAAAGCCUGAAGAGUUACCACCAGGACCACUUUGAACAAUAACUGGAAAAUUUGACUCCUUACAAACUAGUAAUUAGACCAACUUAAACUUUUGCACAGUAAUACCUGAUUACAGAUAACAUUUGCUGAAAGCCAAAUGUGGAUUUUGAACUACGAGGACAGUUUUAUUUUUAUACUAUACAUUUUCUCUUUCCUUCUGGACUUGUUCUUUACACUCUGGGACGCUGAGACUCUUGUUCUUUUGGGUUUUUCUUAAGCAAAUUGUUCUUAGAAAAGCCAUUUCUUUGACGUUUACUCAUUCAGGUCUCUGGUGCUCAGUGUUGGUUGCUAUGACCAUGAUGAUAAAAACUUUGUGACCCUUUGACUUCAGUAUGUCAAAGGUUUCCCCCUGUUCAGAAAAUAACCUCAGCCUCAUUUCUGCUUGAAGGAACUUCAGCCCAUUCAGCCGUACAGGACAGAUUAAACUUGUUCGGUUUCCUCGCUCGAG
Poecilia reticulata (guppy) is the source of this 3019-nucleotide messenger RNA. The record is from RefSeq and is a predicted model, not a curated record. Lineage: Eukaryota; Metazoa; Chordata; Actinopteri; Cyprinodontiformes; Poeciliidae.